This is a messenger RNA of Actinia tenebrosa (Australian red waratah sea anemone), 2654 nucleotides long. RefSeq names its product trace amine-associated receptor 1. Gene Ontology annotation, molecular function: G protein-coupled receptor activity. Gene Ontology annotation, cellular component: membrane. Lineage: Eukaryota; Metazoa; Cnidaria; Anthozoa; Actiniaria; Actiniidae. The record is from RefSeq and is a predicted model, not a curated record. Gene Ontology annotation, biological process: G protein-coupled receptor signaling pathway.
CUUAUCUUCUUAUUCAUUUACAGACGUGUAAUAAGCUUAGGGAGAUAAAAUACUUGAUUAAACUGAUGGGUGCAGAAUCGAUGAAAAAUAWUCACAAAAUCCUGGUCAGGGAUUGUAAUUCUCAAAGGUUAUCUGAACKAAAAUACGUAGAAGUUUAACCUGAUCUCUKACGGAUUUAGGGCUUUGUAUUGCCYUUUUUGCCCAUGAUCUAAACCUCGCAUUCAAAUAUUUCUAACAUACCCGUAAUUUGUCUUCUUUAUUCGAAGAUUUAUAUUCUUUUCAAGCUAAGGAGCAAGCUGAUGAACAGAAAACUCUAAAAAACAAGCUUAAAGGAACUUGUUAUCAUUAUAAUGGUGAUGACGAUGGCACCGUGCUCGCAUUUUUUACCAUUGUAGCAGCAGAAAUGGAACGUCCAAAGAAAACACCGUGAAUUGAACGGAACAAAACAGCUGCUUUCAGUAACACAGCAAUUUGGAAAUUUAACUCAAGGUCACMCACCAAAGAGAAUUGCUUCAUUCACAGUGAGAGACUUAAAACGGAGCGAAUCGCAAAUACUCUAGGUCGUCACCUGCACUGAGAGAGAUUAAAAAGGCUUACAGUUCAUCUAUGCUGAACACAUUCUGGUUUAGAAAUCGCUUUCCGGGUUUUGAGAGAUAGUCUUCAAUCUUGUGCAUGAGAAGCCACGACAGCUCUAGGCAAGCGUGAAUCGAGUCAUUCAUUUCAGUGUCCAUAUUUCCACGUGUACUCACGAUCAAAGAAGAUAGAUCAGCGUUGUACGAGAAAAACGCUGUCGUAUCGUGACCACAGGAAAACAGAAAUCCCAACACCGCAGAGAACGAGAGAUAGUCCAUUAAGAAGGACACAGAUCAUCUGUAAACACGGUGAUCGUUACUCUAAAUUAACUGUAACAGAAAUCUCGCCAUUAACGGGUAGACUGGAACUCAGACGGAAGAUCUGGCCAACGAAGAACGAUGGAGGUGCAUGAGGACAACGCGACUCUCCAACACGCACAAGGGAACGCCAGCAUGCCGAUGAUGCCAGGCUUUGAAUCUCCGCUCCUCUCGAGACAGCCUUGGUAUUGGAUUGUGCGCAGCGUAAUCGCUCUUGUAACGAUCUUUGGCAAUGGAUUCGUUAUUUAUCUCAUAUCCGCAAGACAAGUUCUACGCGAGCAAGCUUCUCCGAACUGGUUUGUCAUGUCUAUGGCGCUAGCAGACUUCUGUGUGGGGGCUAUCAACUUCCCCUUGAAUAUGCUCUACGCGUUCACUCCGCACGAGAGCGAACGAGAACUUCAUUGGGUUAUUUUAGGGUUUUUUAUGAAUAUCUUUCUCGACGCUUCGGUGACAAAUCUUUCAUUGCUCACUCUGGAUCGUUAUUUGGCAGUUGUUCACCCGUUUAAGUACGAGAACUUCAUGAACCCUUCCAAAGCACUCUUAUUUAUAGUCCUUGCCUGGGGAGUUACAAUAAUACUGGARAUUCCCUAUCUCGUGCUCGACGUUCAGAAUGCAAGUGACGAGGCCUACUUCGUAAACCUCAUCAUCUACAUGGCUAUUUUCGCAUUUUUACCAAGUUUUUUCAUGAUAUAUUCCUACGCCAGGAUAUUAUGUAUAGCGAGGAGACACAAAAAGAAAAUUAGAAAAGAAAAGAAACAAAUUGCGUCAAAUAAUCCGUCGAGAAAAAGAAUGGCUCAAAGCGGGAACAAAAACGGCGCGCUUGUGACCGUAGGGACGAUUGUCGGCAUAUUCCUCCUGUGUAAUAGCGCAAUGCAAUAUCAUUUAACGUGUUUCAUCUCACCAUACUGUGAAAUAACUAGCACGUCUUUCUAUGUAUUUCUCUUGCUGCGAUAUCUGAAUUCAACGCCGAAUUUCGUCAUAUAUGCUUUCAUGAAAAAAGAUUUUCGAAGGGAAUUACGGAAAAGUAUUAGGCGAGCGCUUCGAUGAUUUCCCUUGAGCRUUUGCCGAGCGCAAGUAAGCAAUACUUUUGAAGAAGUAUCUUUUACUGAAGAUUUCUAAAUUUUCAUGCAAUCCUCGCGCUAAAUCUAAUAUAUUUAUCAAAGCUUGAGUGACGCUUGAGUGUAUAUUUUCCCCCGAAGUUUUUCCGGGAAAGGACCGAGAGUGUUAUUUCAUCACAAAUGAAAUAAAAUUGAUUUGAUUUGAAGUUAUAAAACCCCAUAUAUUGAAUGCGUGAACUUGCUAAAUCAUUGACUUCGAACGAUAUUGCACGACCUUUGGUUUCCAAAAUAUCAACCAUACAAAUUGAUGAGGCAUUUUGGCAAAAUCUUAUUCUCCUUAAGUUCUUUCCACAUGGAUGAGGAUGAGAAUGAUCUGAAUAUACUUAUGAGUUGAAUUGCCUCAGGACACGAACAUAGGAUAGUUUUUAUUCCGUAUAUUUUCUAGGUAAAAUAGGAAUCAGGAUCUAGUAUUCUGAAGUCUGAAAACAUAUACCUCUUAUGAACUGAACAUUAUGUCGAUGUUGAUAAGUUGCUAUUAAAGGGAGAAAAUUAAUUACGAACGUCUUGACGGGUCUCUUUGAUACGAUGGAGGAAAGACGGUCAAAACAGACGUAAUAAGAACUGGAAGUGAGUGUUGUGAACAUCGUCACGUACUAUACUUAGCAAGCGGACUCAAGCACUGAAAUAAAUACUCCUCCUCAACUUG